AUGAGGAACCUGUUCAAGGCCAUGGCGACUUUCAUGAAGAAGUUCAAAAGAAAGCGCAGAGUGUCCACAGAACUGCACUCGCGCUGGGGUGAUGUUUCUAUCUCCUAUCCCUUACAAGGGUCCUGGAACCACCCAUCAAGGGCAGCAAUACAACCCGAAGACAGCCAGCAAUACAAUUCACCUGGCCCAGUACGACAGCGAAGCCACAGCACCUCGAGCAGAGUAUCCCGAAGUACGAGCACCCGAGAACUCCACCCGGAGUCUCCUCCUUUCCCUACAGGGUAUUUUGACCAGAACAUUCGGCGUCGCGUUGGAGAAAGACACACCCCGCCAGCUCAAGGAUUUGGACCUCAAGAACUUGGUGGCGAUUACCGGCGCGAAGCAAGUCACCGACCACCAAGUUCUAUAAUCCACGACGAAAGCGCUAGCGAUGACUCCUCAUGCGACGGAGAGGAAGAGGAAGACGACGAAGAACGCGAUACUCUAGGCCCACGAGUUCGAUUGAGCCCCCGCGACUUUGGAAUGGGAGAGAUAUCACCCGCAACGCGUGACAACGAAGACUUCGAUAUCCCCGCCAAGUCCCCACCACUCUCCGUGACUUCGCGCAUGCGUCGGUGCAGCAUUCAAAGCUGUGCGACAGAACCCACCGCGUCUAUUUCUGGCGGCACCAGCUCGAGACGAACGAGCUUUACCGCUGCAUCCUCUAUUUCUGCUCCCUCAAUGCCGCCUUCUACUCCUCGCUAUGGAUACCACACCCUCAAGCAACCUCCUUUCCCUGAGAAGAGAUACCCUUCCCGUGUCAAACAGACGGAACCAGAGUGUGGGCCUCCACAGGAGUUGGUACCCUCCUACGAUGAGCUCUAUGGUUGA
This is a messenger RNA of Penicillium bovifimosum, 870 nucleotides long. RefSeq lists its product as uncharacterized. Bases 1 to 870 code for a protein of 289 amino acids. The record is from RefSeq and is a predicted model, not a curated record. The transcript has a single exon. NCBI's taxonomy places the organism in Eukaryota, Fungi, Ascomycota, Eurotiomycetes, Eurotiales, Aspergillaceae.